Messenger RNA from Trematosphaeria pertusa, 1242 nucleotides. RefSeq lists its product as uncharacterized. Lineage: Eukaryota; Fungi; Ascomycota; Dothideomycetes; Pleosporales; Trematosphaeriaceae. The coding region runs from base 1 to 1242 and encodes 413 amino acids. The transcript has a single exon. The record is from RefSeq and is a predicted model, not a curated record.
AUGGAGGAAACCUCAUCGAAGAAGAGCCUUACGGACCCUUAUCCGAUUCCCUAUUUCUUGUACGACUCUCUCGCCGAACCGAAGACAUUGAAGCGCGUACAGCAGCUCGACGACGAACCGAGGCUGAAACAAGCCCAGAUACAGGGAUACCGGAGAGUGAGACGAGGGACGGAAUGGGUUGUGGUGCGAGAAGAUGAACUAAGAUCGCCGCUGCCGGGGAAGGAAGGGCGGAGCAGUGAACAGGAAGAGGAGGGUGUGGAAGGCGUGGUGUAUGUAAUGUCGGGUGCGGAGGAGGCGCGGAGGCUGGAGGACUAUCUGCGUGCGGAAUAUGGGCAAGAUGGUUAUGAAAUGGUUGGCGUCGAGAUCGAGAUCCUCGCGCAGGGCCUCCGUCGUGCGAGAACAAUAGAGGGACGGACGUUCCUAUACACCGGAGAGCUCGAGGCCAUCGCAGCGAAGACCCCAGCAAAGCUCAUCGACACAAAGCCGCCAGCUGAGACGCAGAAGAAGACGAAGGAGUUGAAAAGAAAACCCUUACCAUUGCCAUCAAGCUCGCAAUCCUCCGGUGUCACCACGCUCCCUCGGUCGCCAUCCCUCAACCUUCCCACUGUGCAGCCACGUCCUGCUUGCUACCACGGAGCUUCGAUUCUAGGAACGCAGGCCAUGCUCAGUCAGCGAGCGAGUCUGGAAACGGAGGAAGAGCAGAGGAGCGACGCGAUGCAGAAUCUGAGUAAUGAGAUAUCGGUGCUAUACAAAGAGAUAAAGAAGGAAAACGAGACUACGAAUGGGGAUCUUCGUCGGCGGGCUCUAUCCUCAUCCAGCGCCAUAUCAGGAAUCUCUACGAGAACGGUAGACGGCGAUGUCAAGCUGCAAGAGAUCGACACGCCUGAACCUCUUUUCGCAAAGAAAGUGGCGAAGAACGAGACAAGGAGAGAUGGUCCGACCCAAGUUGACUGGGAUUCGACUUAUCCUGUCUCGCCUUUGCGUCCGCUUCUUCCAGAGAGGAGCCCAAUGCGAGUACAAUGGAGCUUUGGCGCUGGAAAUUUUCAAGAACGGGACGCGGGCAAGCCGCUAACUCCGUUGCCUGAAGAGGAGGAUGCUCUUGAAGCUGGAAUCGCCGCGACGGACAAGGAGCUGGAGCAUAUCAGCGCGAACGAGGGGUCGAGACGGCAAAGGCGGGUUGCGUUUGACGGACUGGACGGCGGUAAUGGGCAUGAAGCUGAUUCUGAAAGAAGAUUUGUGUAG